This is a messenger RNA of Galeopterus variegatus (Sunda flying lemur), 8296 nucleotides long. RefSeq names its product zinc finger, MYM-type 4 (gene ZMYM4). The transcript has 30 exons. Gene Ontology annotation, molecular function: zinc ion binding. The record is from RefSeq and is a predicted model, not a curated record. Bases 278 to 4942 code for a protein of 1554 amino acids. NCBI's taxonomy places the organism in Eukaryota, Metazoa, Chordata, Mammalia, Dermoptera, Cynocephalidae.
CUACUCACGGGGCCCCUUGGAGGCCAUUAACCCCCCGAGUCCCGGCCCCCCCCUUUCCCGGGCAGGCCCGACCGCCCACGCGCGCACCCCUGGGAUCUCAGGAUCUGAGGCCCGGCUCGCGGCAUCUGCCCCUUCCCCACUCUCAGUUCAAGGCCCGGCCGGGUUGGGGGAAGCUGCCGCGAGGCGGCCGUGCCUGCAGUGUGGGCGGGGGCCGGGAGCCCGAGAGGUGCCGCCGCCACAGCGCCAGGAGCCACAGCGGUUCCGAGCGGGGCCCAACAUGGCGGAGAGAGAGGUGGAGUCCGGCCCCCGAAAGAGGGUAGGUGAGUUUGAACAGAAAAGUGGUGCAGUUUUUGAUGGAGUUGUAGAGAACUGUGGUGGUAUCAUGGAUACAGAAAUGUCUGAAGAUAUAGACCACAACUUAACUCCUACCCUUGACAGCAUGUCUUAUGGAGUGCCGAAUCAAACAGGAUCUGAAAAUUCAUUGCUGGAUGAAGAUGAUUAUUUUUUGAACUCUGGGGAUCUUGCAGGAAUUCCGGUCGUUGGUAGUGACAAUGAGGAUGAACAGGAUUUUAGUUCAAAGGACAAUCUUGUUUCUUCAAUUCAUACUGAUGAUAGCUUGGAAGUAGAGAGAAGAGUCACACAGCAUGAAUCAGACAAUGAAAAUGAAAUACAAAUUCAAAAUAAAUUAAAAAAAGACUUUCCUAAACAGUUUGAUCAGGUUUCUGUCUUUAAAUCAAUACGGAAAGAUUUUAGUCUAGUAAGAGAAAACAGCAAAGAGACAUUUUCUGGAAAGGAGAAAAAUAGAGACCUAACUUAUCAUGAACGUGAAAAACGGUUGGAUAAACCCCAUAAAGAUUUGGAUUCAAGGUUGAAAAGCAGUUUUUUUGAUAAAGCAGUAGCUAAUCAAGUUGAAGAAACAUUACAUACCCAUUUACCACAAACCCCAGAAACAAACUUUAGGGAUUCCAGCUACCCAUUUGCCAAUAAAGAAUCCAUUGGUUCGGAACUGGGGAAUUCCUUUGCAUCAAAUAUUAGAAUUAAAGAAGAACCUUUGGAUGAUGAGUAUGACAAAGCAAUGGCACCACAGCAGGGACUACUAGACAAAAUUAAAGAUGAACCUGACAAUGCUCAAGAGUAUAGUCAUGGCCAACAGCAAAAAACUCAAGAGGGGGAACUGAAAAUUAGUGCUGUGUUUUCGGUCAGUGGCAGUCCUCUUGCUCCACAGUUGACUACUGGCUUUCAGCCUUCACAGGCAUCAUCUGGCAUGAAUAAAAUGCUUCCUUCAGUUCCAGCCACAGCUGUUCGAGUUUCCUGUUCUGGUUGUAAAAAAAUCCUCCAGAAGGGGCAAACUGCUUAUCAGAGGAAAGGGUCUACUCAGCUAUUCUGCUCUACACUGUGCCUCACUGGAUAUACAGUUCCACCUGCCCGCCCACCUCCUCCUCUCACAAAGAAAACUUGUUCAAGUUGCUCAAAAGACAUUUUAAAUCCGAAGGAUGUGAUCAGUGCCCAGUUUGAAAAUACCACCACUAGUAAAGAUUUUUGCAGUCAGUCAUGUUUGUCAACAUAUGAAUUGAAAAAAAAACCUAUUGUUACCAUAAAUACAAAUAGUAUUUCAACCAAAUGCAGCAUGUGUCAGAAGAAUGCUGUUAUUCGACAUGAAGUGAAUUACCAGAAUGUGGUACAUAAACUUUGCAGUGAUGCCUGCUUCUCUAAGUUCCGCUCUGCUAACAACCUCACAAUGAACUGUUGUGAGAACUGUGGGGGUUAUUGUUACAGUGGCUCUGGACAGUGUCACAUGCUUCAGAUAGAGGGGCAGUCUAAAAAGUUUUGUAGUUCAGCGUGUGUCACAGCAUACAAGCAGAAAUCAGCCAAAAUUACCCCAUGUGCGCUUUGCAAAUCAUUGAGAUCCUCAGCAGAAAUGAUUGAAAAUUCCAAUAGCUUGGGGAAGACAGAGCUUUUCUGUUCUGUUAAUUGCUUAUCUGCUUACAGAGUUAAAAUGGUUACUUCUGCAGGUGUACAAGUUCAGUGUAACAGUUGUAAAACCUCAGCAAUCCCUCAGUAUCACCUAGCCAUGUCAGAUGGAAGUAUACGCAACUUCUGCAGCUACAGUUGUGUGGUAGCUUUCCAGAAUUUGUUCAACAAACCAACUGGAAUGAAUUCUUCAGUAGUGCCCUUGUCUCAGGGCCAAGUAAUUGUAAGCAUCCCCCCAGGUUCAACAGUGUCAGCAGGAGGAGGUAACACCUCUGCUGUUUCUCCCACCUCUAUCAGCAGCUCUGCUGCAGCUGGUCUUCAGCGUCUUGCUGCCCAAUCCCAGCAUGUUGGGUUUGCCCGAAGUGUUGUGAAACUCAAAUGUCAACACUGUAACCGUCUUUUUGCCACAAAACCAGAACUUCUUGACUAUAAGGGUAAAAUGUUUCAGUUCUGUGGCAAGAAUUGUUCUGAUGAAUAUAAGAAAAUAAAUAACUUAAAGGCAAUGUGUGAAUAUUGUAAAAUUGAGAAAAUUGUAAAGGAGACUGUGCGAUUCUCAGGUGCUGACAAGUCAUUCUGUAGUGAAGGUUGCAAGUUGCUUUAUAAACAUGAUUUGGCAAAAUGCUGGGGAAAUCAUUGUAAAAUGUGCAGUUAUUGUUUACAGACAUCUCCCAAAUUGGUACAGAAUAAUUUGGGGGGAAAGGUGGAAGAGUUCUGUUGUGAAGAAUGCAUGUCCAAAUAUACCGUUUUGUUCUAUCAGAUGGCCAAGUGUGAUGGAUGUAAGCGACAGGGUAAACUGAAUGAGUCCUUGAAAUGGCGGGGGGAAAUGAAACAUUUUUGUAACCUACUUUGUAUCUUGAUGUUCUGUAAUCAGCAAAGUGUGUGUGACCCACCUUCACAAAACAGUGCAGGAAGUAUUUCCAUGGUUCAGGCUGCUUCAGUAGGGCCCCCAUCUCUGAGAAAAGAUUCUACUCCAGUUAUAGCUAAUGUAGUAUCAUUAGCAAGUGCUCCUGCUGCUCAGCCUACAGUGAAUUCUAACAGUGUCUUGCAAGGUGCAGUUCCAACAGUCACAGCGAAAAUCAUUGGGGAUGCAAGUACACAGACAGAUGCCCUGAAACUGCCACCUUCCCAACCUCCAAGGCUUUUGAAAAACAAAGCUUUAUUGUGUAAGCCUAUCACACAAACUAAAGCCACCUCUUGCAAACCACAUACCCAAAACAAAGAAUGCCAGACAGAAGACACUCCAAGUCAGCCCCAAAUUAUUGUGGUGCCAGUUCCCAUACCAGUGUUUGUGCCCAUACCUCUUCAUCUUUAUACUCAGUAUACGCCAGUCCCGUUUGGAAUUCCAGUUCCAAUGCCUAUCCCCAUGCUUGUUCCAUCUUCAAUGGAUAAUGAAGAUAAAGUCACUGAGAGUAUUGAAGACAUUAAGGAAAAGCUUCCUACACAUCCAUUUGAAGCUGAUCUCCUUGAGAUGGCAGAAAUGAUUGCAGAAGAUGAAGAGAAGGAAAAGACUCUAUCCCAGGGAGGAUCUCAAACUUCUGAACAGGAACUCUUUCUAGACACCAAGAUAUUUGAAAAAGACCAAGGAAGUACAUAUAGUGGUGAUCUUGAAUCAGAGGCAGUAUCUACUCCACAUAGCUGGGAGGAAGAGCUGAAUCAUUAUGCCUUAAAGUCAAAUGCUGUGCAAGAAGCUGAUUCAGAAUUAAAGCAGUUCUCAAAAGGAGAAACCGAACAGGAUCUGGAAGCAGAUUUUCCAUCAGAAUCCUUUGACCCACUUAAUAAAGGACAGGGAAUCCAGGCACGUUCCCGACCAAGACGACGACACAGAGAUGGCUUCCCCCAGCCCAGACGAAGAGGACGGAAGAAGUCUAUAGUGGCUGUGGAGCCCAGGAGUCUUAUUCAAGGAGCCUUUCAAGGGUGCUCAGUGUCCGGGAUGACACUGAAAUACAUGUAUGGGGUAAAUGCAUGGAAGAACUGGGUUCAGUGGAAAAAUGCCAAGGAAGAGCAGGUGGAUCUAAAAUGUGGAGGAGUUGAACAUGCCUCGUCUAGCCCAUGUUCUGACCCCUUAGGAAGUGCUCAAGACCAUGCUCUCUCUCAAGAAUCCUCAGAACCAGGCUGUAGAGUCCGCUCUAUCAAGCUGAAGGAAGAUAUUCUGUCUUGCACUUUUGCUGAGUUGAGUUUGGGCUUAUGCCAGUUUAUCCAAGAGGUGCGGAGACCAAAUGGUGAAAAAUAUGAUCCAGACAGUAUCUUAUACUUGUGCCUUGGAAUUCAGCAGUACCUGUUCGAAAAUGGUAGAAUAGAUAACAUUUUUACUGAGCCCUAUUCCAGAUUUAUGAUCGAACUUACCAAACUCUUGAAAAUAUGGGAACCUACAAUACUUCCUAAUGGUUACAUGUUCUCUCGCAUUGAAGAAGAGCAUUUGUGGGAGUGUAAACAGCUGGGCGCUUACUCACCAAUUGUCCUCUUAAACACCCUUCUUUUCUUCAAUACCAAAUACUUUCAACUAAAGAAUGUUACAGAGCACUUGAAGCUUUCCUUUGCCCAUGUGAUGAGACGGACCAGGACUCUGAAGUACAGUACCAAGAUGACUUAUCUGAGGUUCUUCCCACCUUUACAGAAGCAGGAGUCAGAACCAGAUAAACUAACUGUUGGCAAGAGGAAACGAGAUGAAGAUGACGAAGUUCCAGUGGGUGUGGAGAUGGCAGAGAAUACUGACAACCCACUAAGAUGUCCAGUCCGACUGUAUGAGUUUUACCUGUCCAAAUGUUCUGAAAGUGUGAAGCAGAGGAAUGAUGUGUUUUACCUUCAACCUGAGCGCGCCUGUGUCCCGAAUAGCCCCAUGUGGUACUCCACAUUCCCGAUAGACCCGGGGACCCUGGACACCAUGUUAACACGUAUUCUCAUGGUGAGGGAAGUACAUGAAGAACUUGCCAAAGCCAAAUCUGAAGACUCUGAUGUUGAAUUAUCAGAUUAAAUGGAAGUGAGGUUCCUAUUUUCAUAUACAUUGGUAUGCACCAAACUGUGAAUGCAUCCAGCUGUUGGAAAACGAUGUAUAAGUCCAAGUCCUCUUGACUUGAUUAUAAAAUAAUGGAAAACAGAUGACUCGUGAACCACAGUGUGGAUGUGCAAACGAAAACUGAAGGAAAGAAUACGAACUGAGAAAUGUUCUUUGGCAGUGAUAUAGUUCUUAGACAUCUUCAGAAUGACUAACUAGUUUCUCUGAGUGGUGCAUAAUCUUAUUUUGUUUGGGAAUAACAAAUUGUGGAAUAUUUUUAAGGAAAAUUUGUUGUAUAAAACUCUACCAUAGUAACCUUAGACCUUAGAGAGGUAGCUUUGGAGUGAAACCUUGGCUGCAGUAGGCCACUUGGGCAAGCCCUCCAUAAGUCAGGGGAGAAAUCAGUUUAGAGCUAAGAGGAACAGCAAAUGAGGACUGGGGGACUCAGACUUGAAGACCCAAUAAAAAUACGCAACAUUUUUUAAAAGAUAGAGUGAAGUGCUCUUGAUUUUGAUUUUUCACUGCCAAGCCAAUCAUGUGAAGGAUAGAAGCCUCUGGUGCUUUUGCCAUGGGCCCCUCACAUCAGGGAAAAUGACCUUCACUGCUCUUAAUAGUAAUGUGUCCCUUUCACUUUCUGGGUCUAGCCCUCUCAGCUGUGGGGGUCUGGAUGUGGGUAAAUUAAGGUAAAGGAGAUGAUAUUCUGUAAACUAGUUAUACACUCAGAAAAUCUGUGGAGCCCAUUAGACCCCAGGUGUCUUGAAAUAUUUGUAGAAAACCCACUAAAAUGCCCACUUCUCUGGGUGCAGGCCUUUAUUGCUGCUGUCUCAUAGCCUGAGCUGUGGUACACAGAACUGGGGGUUCUCCUUUUGUUUUCAUUUUUUCCCCAAUGGCAGCUUUUCUCCCGUUGUUUUACCUUCCUGUUUCCCAAACAGUUUCUCUUAUUUUGUCUUUUGCACCAGUUUUUGGAGGCCCUUGUCAUUUCAAAAAGAAUAGUUUCUCUCCUUCUUAACUGGCAAACCUGUGGGUGAUUCCACAAAGACACAGUAUUAACUUAGCUAUCUGAAUUAUGGUAGAAAAGGUCUUAGUAGGGUCCUAUAUAAAGCAUUUGGAAGAUGACCUUGUUGCCCUAAGAAACUUGAAAAUAGGUAUUCUGGGGUUAGGAUACAAAGACUUUGUCUGGCAUAUCCAUAAGCGGGUCUUCUUAUAGCAUUAUUCCAAACUAGCUGUUUAAGUAGUUCUAUGAGGAUUGCAAGUCAUAGGCGUGAGUGGCAUAUCAAUCCAUCUCCCUCAUCUCCAUUCUCAGUUUCUUCCUCACAAAAUUUUGACUCAAAGCAUUUAUGAUGUUGGCCAAUCACAGAACUUUUUUAGCUGAGGUUAAUUUGACCCUAUGAUAAAGUUGAGAGAAGUCAAAAAGCCUUUUAGAAAUUUUAACCUUGAAAGACUUUUCAGUAUGUACCAUUUUUUAGGUGGGGAUGGCAGAUUUUUUUUUUUUUAAACAAAUAAAGGUAAUUUAAUAAAAAAUUGAAAAGUAGGCAUAGGCCUUUUGACAUUGUAUACUUGAUGGUUCUUUCCUUCUGCCUGUAACAAAUCUCAUUUUUGUUACCAAGAACUGUGUGAAAGAAGUAAAUUUGCCCCGAUUCUGUAUGAUUAAUUCCAUCUGUGUUUGUCAUUUCUGACUGGAAAACUUCUUACUUCCAUACCUUGUUUGAUAUGGAGGAAAAACAAUUGAAUUGUCUGAUAAAUCUGCCAAUAAACUAUCCAGAAACAUCAGGUAGAAUAGUCCCCACUGUAGGAAUUUUAUGGUUUGUAUAAACACUAACAUUUUCCCCUUAUGUAGUUGUAUGAAAAACAAAUAUUGUUAGCAUAGUAGAUAAAUUGUUAUAAAAUACCAGAAAGAAAAAAAAGUCUGUAUCUUUUAACUAAGAACAAACAAUACCCAGAUAAAUGAUUGUAUCAGAACUUCAAUUGCAUGUUAGUCCACAGAGUUGCCCAGAACCCUAAACUAAUUCAUAACAGAAAAUAUUGCUUACUUAUUGGUCAUUCCUCAUAAGUGUAGCAGUUGAUGUGUGUAUUUGAUUAUUUUCUUUUUUUAUCUUAUUAAAAUUGUGUAAAAUUACAUUUUUUUUUCCAGGGGAGAAAAAAAAGAGAAAUAUCUAAAUCAUCCUUUCCGUUCUUUUUUGAUUUUUAACCACUUUUGGGUUUUCCCCUUGAAGAAACCACAGAAAUAUUCCCUUAGAAUAAAAUAGUAUAUUUGUAUUUGAUGGGUGAGUUCUUUUUCUUUAUGUCUUGAAAGAAUUUUAAAUAUCUUUUACUCUUUGACCUUAUUGGUAUGAGCCAACAGAUAGUAAAAUUGCAAAGAAAGAGAGCAGUUUUCAGAAAAGUUAUUUGGUUUUUAUUCAAUCCAGUAAACAUACUGUUUCACUGCAAAGUCUUCCAGUUUCCUUUUUUCCCUCAAAAGACACUUGUUCCCAGUUUUAGUUAAUUUAUUAACUAUACAAAAAUGCUUCAAAAAGUUUGUGGAAAAUGGAAUUAAAAGAUAAUAUGAAUCUUUCCAUGAAUUGUUUGAAGACCCCUCCUCAUAUUUAAAACACCAACAUCUAGAAAUAUCAGGUACAUAAGUAUUUGAUUUCAGGCAAACUUUUUUGAGAUUUACAAGCUUAGAUCAGUUUAACAAUUUUGAAAUUGUGAGAUUAGAAUAAGGAAUAUGCCCAUUUUUAAGUAUAAAUCAUAUUUAAAUUGAGAAUGUAAAACUAAAUGGCAUUUUUCUUAGACUGUAAAGUUGUCUUGGUAUUGUACAAACACAUCUUCAAAUUUCGUACUGUUUCUAUCCACCUGCCCUAUGGCAUUCCUAAUUUUGUAAAACAGAAGUUGUCAUAAAAAGUAUAAAGUAAAAUGAAUUUCUGUAAAUGAAUCCCAGUUUUUUAUUAAAUUCAGAAUUUAAUUUUCAAUGUGAAUUAAAAGGUCUCCUGUGGUACUGAGUUGAAAUUUUAGGAAAGAAUUAAGUAAUAAUAUCUCUAAUCCCUUUAUGCUAGUACUUGUCUAUCAUCGUACUUUGUUAUCAUCACUGAAAAAAAUAAUAAUUAAGAGGUAUUGUUACAUAGUGGAAAGAUCAUAACUUUGGAGCCUCGUCGUUCCACUUACUAGUUGUAUAACUUUAGGUAAGUUAGUUAACCUCUCUGUGCCUCAGUUUUAUCAUCUAUAAAGUGGGCAUAAUAACUUCCUUAUAAGUUGUGCCUGGCACAUGGUGGGCUUUCAAAUGUCAGAUAUUUUUCAUUAUAACAUAUACAGUUGCCUGGCAUGUACUAAGACUUUCAAUAAAUGUAAAUUCUCAUA